UUCAUCCUUCACCAAACAUCACAUAAAAGUGGUCAAACGUCACUUUCUCCGAUCCUCUUCUCCAUUUACUCAUAUCCAUAUCUCCAUUCUUCUAUAUACAUAUAGUUCCAACACUCGCCAAAAUUAAGAAAAAUCUAACAUUGUUUUGUAGCACAUGGAGAAGAAAUCAAGAGAAGAAAAGCUUAACCAGGUUUCGAAGGGAAACGUUUGGGAUUGUGGCAGCACCCUAUACGAUUCCUUCGAGCUCAACUCCUUGAAACGGGAAUUGAACACGGCAAUAGCGAAUUCCCCGAAAAACAGAAGAACCCUUUCCAUGUCUCAUUUACCCGAACGUUGUCUCUCACUUCAACUUCAUCAUCCUCAACCACCCAUCAUGUCCGAAAACAAGCCUUUCAAGAUCUCUCGAACCUUCCACAAACUCCUUCGAUUCGUCUUCAAGUCCAGCAACAAGUUAAGGACUUCUUCUACUUCUUGUUCUAGGUCUACCACCCCCACCAGUAACACUACUUUCCAAGUGGCAGAAAAAUAUUCCAACAAAGAUCGUUUCUACGUUGUUUACGACAAAUCGGAACCCGUUCUCUCCACGAUUCCCGAACUUCCGGAAUUUGAACUUCCGGAAUUUGAGGUGGCUGUGCUUUCGCCGGAGAUCGCUUCGUUUGUGAGAAAGUCGGCGUCGGAGAGGUUUAUGGCCACCGCCGCUAUCGGUAUUUCGUGUGCUUGAGAUGAUCAUAGAUAUUAUAUUUAUUAUUGUUAUUGUUAUUGUUAUUUCAUGUCAUAAUAAUAACGUAGCAAUUAACGUGUGUAUAGUGGGUUUCUGCUUAUGUUAUAAGUUUUGAUAAUUCACGAUGCAAUUGUUUAAUUUUAUUUUACGAGGGCACGUUGAAUUAUGGGACCGCGUAGGAAUGUGUAACUGUGAUUAUUGUUAAUAAAAUAAUUGUCGAAAGUUCUUCCUCCCACGAAAUUAAAGGGAUAAUGAUUU
Molecule: messenger RNA, 979 nt
Organism: Vigna unguiculata (cowpea)
Lineage: Eukaryota; Viridiplantae; Streptophyta; Magnoliopsida; Fabales; Fabaceae
Source: RefSeq, a predicted model, not a curated record